AUGCUGGAGAAGCGGGUCACUCCCUCCCGGAUAGAGCCAGGAAUGGAGGUGGAGGGUCGGAUCCUAGCCAGCGAGAGAAGUCCGGCCUCGCUUCCUUUUCGAGCUCUAGCCAAAGAGCACGAGUCAAUCCCUCAAGGGGGACAGCGGUUAAAGGACGAUAUUCCGGACCCACGGCCCUCCAAACCCCUACACUGGCUCACCCUGGACCUUGGCACUUUGGAGCGCGCUCCUGCGCAUCGACCCCUGCUACUGGGAGACCCAGCCAGGAGGUCACCCGUGCGGGCACCUCUUGCAGGAUCAAUCUCUUCGGUUGACAAAAGACGGGAAAACCAGGUGCGUUUUAACGCCAGGACCUCAAGAAGCCAAGGAUCAUUCACCCACUUUGUUCGCUUACCUCCCCAAUCAAGGGUCCACUUAGAAAAGUCCAGUGGCAAGGCACGCUUCAGAAUAGACCGCCAGCUUCAGCGGACCCACGGAAAGUUUCCACGCGUUGCUCGCGUCUUUGGCGCGCUGGCUUUCUCUAGGAAGCGCGUGUGCGUGCGCGCAGGUGGCCUGGCCGCUAGUUACUCGCACGCGUUUCUCCAAUCUCAAGCACCGGAUUCUAAUAGAUUUCAGGAGCAGGUCCAUUCAAUUAGAGAUGAUGGAGAAGAUUUAAAUCCAAGAGGCAGCUGCGACUCAGACCCUGCCGCAGCGCUCCCAGCCUGCGGGGAUCUCGCCACCGAACCCAGAAAGAAUGAAGGUCCUUUGCAGCCUGUUAAGGAAGAUGAGAGGAUCAGGAAGACCCAAGAUGCUUUCUGGCUUCAAUCACUGAUUACUGAUACAUUGCAUGGCAGAGGAUUUCAGGAAAUAAAAGAAUACUUUGAACAGAAAGAGAGCUACCUUCCUCAAAAAUAUAACCAUCUUCUAUUACACUAUCUUCACAGAUCAAUAAAUAAGGAACUGGAUAAAAAUGAAUUUCAGUAUGUUUCACUGUUGCUGAAAUGUAUUCAGCAAUUCUUCAAAGAAGACCUCGAGGAAGAUGAACCCUUGCUAAUUCAGCAGGGACUGAUCCUGAAGAUGGUUGCCUGGUUUGAGAGAACAAUGGGAUUUCUGACCACAGAAGGUCUAGCCUCAGAUGCUGCACUGACGGGUGUUCUAGAGGACUUCUUUGACACUGUGCUGAUUAUUUCCAGGAGUAGUAGUAAAGGGAAAAGCCAGAUGUUGGAUUCCUUCAUACACAGCUUAGGAUUCUUGGUGACAGAAAAGACUGUGAAGCUCUCAAUUCAACAGGAGGCUCUGAAGACUCUGAACUGCAUUUUGCAUGGUGUGUCUCGUGAAGAGAGAAAAAAUUUCCCUUUGUCGGAAGACGCGUGUCAUCUAAUGAGGAACCUCGCAAGGACAAUCUUGACUGUGGGUGAUUACGACCAGCAGGUCACUCUUUCCGAGGCGCUGUGUAGAAUGACAACCAGAACAACCAGGCGUGACCUUGUCCAUCAGUGGUUUGAUGAUGAGGUCCUUGCUGAAGCUUUCAAGGAAAUUAAGGAUCGAGAAUUUGAGACGGAUAGUCGACUCUUCCUCAAUUACCUCAACAACAGACUUGGUGAGCAAAGAAGGGUCUUUUCAUUUCCGUGUAUUGCUGCUUUUGCUGACGAGCAUGAGAUGAGAAAACCAGCAGAUGAAAAAUUAGAGAAAUUUUGGAUUGAUUUCAACCUAGGAAGUCAGAGGGUAACUUUUUAUAUACACAAUGCUGAGAGUGCUCUGUGGGACCCGGUAAGAAUUUUGAAGGAAGCAGUCAUUAACUUCAGUGUUAAAGACACCGAGACGAUAAAGAUUUUCAUGAUUUACCUGAAGAAGCCCAUGAUCAUCAGCAAGAAAGAGGUGAUGAAAAUAGAAAUCCACUUUGAUUUGCAGUUCAGCAUAUUACAGGCUGCUGUCCAAGCUUUGGGAGAAGACAAAGAGAUGUUACCCAAACGGACGAAAACAUCCUCGGAACUUUUCAGUAAGUUUGAGGAAGAAGAUGGCAAGAUUCCCAAUAGCGAAGAGAGAGCAACAGAGCCUGCUGAGGAAUCUGCCAACCCGUCUGAGCGCAUGAGUGCUGGAGAUGACCAUCACCUAAAGGACCAGUUGGAGCCUCCCUUUAAUUACAGGGAACACCUUUUCUCUGAGAGUUAUCAAGAUUCAAGUUCUUCUACCAGUGAACAAUCUUGGACCAGUAACCAAAAAAGGAAAUCCCUGAAACCAUAUCCUAAUAGAAGAAAGACUAGAGUCAGAAGCAGCUUAAGAGUCUUGCCACGUUUCCCUUUCAGUAGUGGCAGUGACCGUGAGAAAGAUCAGGAUAAACUUCUCACACCAGUAUGGGAAGAUACCUCCAGGCAAAAUGCCACACUAUCAAAAAUUUCUGAAACUAAACUCCAGGGUAGCCCUUCUUUUUUAACUCCUGAAAAUUCUACAGAGAAAACAGAACUUCCAAGUCCACACCCACAGGGUGAUCUCUCUGCCUCGGAGCACCCGGAGGUUGAAGAAAAUGCAUCUCAGGUUGUGAACCAAGAGUCAUUAAUGGAAAAUACUAGCUUCAAACAUAAGCUGCAGAACUUGGACGACAGAGGCGUACCAGAUGGGAGUUUUGCUCUGCCAAAACAAUCAAGAUUAGAAGACCGUGCUCAGGGAUCCUCCAGCUUGGCAGGUAUUUCUGCUCCAUCUCUGGAAUACGUGCCCGAGAAUUUGAACGAUUCUGCCAUCAUCACAGCCUUGGAAACCUUCACUGGAGAAAUGAAAAGAAAAUACGAGCUCAGGUACACUGAGAGUCCUCUUUCAGAAAAGGCAAAGAAAGCACCGAAUUGCCUAAUAAAACUUUUAAACCUGAUACACCUAUGCAAACUCAAUAAGCUACAGCACUUCCACAAUUCUGUUCUCCAAGAGUUGAACAAUCUUGAGAAGGAUAUUCAGGCUCUAAAACACCUUGAGACAGAUAUUUUGGAAUUUUGGGAGAAACAGUUUGAUGAUCUGAAGUCAUUCUGUGAUCUGCAAGUGCUGAGGCUUAAUCCCAUUCAGCUUUCAUAAGGAAAAUCAAAGGCCAGUUUUAUUAUUGCAUCCCACAGUCUAAACCACCUGAAGAAUAUAAAAAUUGGUUUGCUAUUGGCUCAAACCACGAAGCCAUACUGUAAAGCUCGGUGCUCAGUUUGCUCCACUCCAGACAGGAUCCCUGGGAACUCUCGACUUAGAAUAUGUUAGUAGUUUGCAAUUUUGUUACUGCUCAUUUGUUCACAGACAUUAACCUUUUGUAUUAAAAAUUGCUCAGAUAAUAGAAAGUUCAGGAUGUUCAACAAUUUCAAGAGAUGUUGCUUUUUCUUAUGAUUUUGAAAGUCAAAUUGAUUUUUAGUUGUAUAAUGUCUUCAAGUUUUGUGCAAAUCAGAACUUCAGCAUUUAUCUAAAUAUGUUUUGGUGUAUCUGUUUAAAGGAGGAAUUUAAUUUGAAAACAAUGAAAAUGACUCAGAUAACAA
Sciurus carolinensis (gray squirrel) is the source of this 3479-nucleotide messenger RNA. RefSeq names its product synaptonemal complex protein 2 like (gene Sycp2l). NCBI's taxonomy places the organism in Eukaryota, Metazoa, Chordata, Mammalia, Rodentia, Sciuridae. Bases 1 to 3039 code for a protein of 1012 amino acids. The record is from RefSeq and is a predicted model, not a curated record. The transcript has 32 exons.